Daldinia childiae is the source of this 1839-nucleotide messenger RNA. RefSeq names its product Fatty acid transporter protein. Gene Ontology annotation, molecular function: long-chain fatty acid transmembrane transporter activity; long-chain fatty acid-CoA ligase activity. Lineage: Eukaryota; Fungi; Ascomycota; Sordariomycetes; Xylariales; Hypoxylaceae. The transcript has 2 exons. Bases 1 to 1839 code for a protein of 612 amino acids. The record is from RefSeq and is a predicted model, not a curated record.
AUGGCUUUUCCUAUAGCCGCGGCCGCUGCAGGCAGCGUUGCCCUCGCGGCCUACAUGGACGCUCGCUUUCAUAUAAUGAACGAUUUAGCUCAGGGAAGCAAUAAGCUGCGCGCUACUUUGCUGUUAAGGCUCAUCGCGCAGGAAGCCCGAAAAGGAAAGCUGCUGCUCUAUCAUACCUUUGAGGAUCGCGCCAAUACCCCCAUGGGUGAUCUUACCUUCCUCAUAUUCGAGGGUCGUGAGUGGACCUUUCGCGAAUUCUACCAGGCCCUACAACCGGUUGGCAAUUGGUUGCUCAAGGACCUAGGGAUUAAGAAGGGCGAGAUGGUGGCGCUAAAUGGCGUUAACAGCCCCGAGUAUCUUCUGCUCUGGCUCGCCCUCGAGGGCAUUGGUGCCUCGGUGGCUUUCAUAAACUACAACUUGACAGCCGAAUCGCUUAUUCAUUGCGUUAAGCUUAGUGGUGCUCGGUACAUGCUUGCGGACUCAGACGUCCGCCAUCUCGUUUCCCCCGUUGAAGAAGAACUUACCUCAGCCGACAUCCAGACAGUUUACUACAGCCAUUCAUCUAUAAGCGCUCUCACGGACACAGAGCCGCUUCCCGCCUCGCGCCGCGAAGAUAUCAAGCCCACGGAUAUAGCAUCUCUUAUCUACACAUCCGGUACCACGGGCAAGCCCAAAGGCACAGUCGUAAAUCGGGGGCGCUAUGUGCUCCUAAAGCAAGCUGGAGGCAAACUAGGCGUCAAGCCCGGCGUUAGGUUAUAUACCUGUCUCCCGCUUUAUCAUGCUUCCGCCCAGGGUCUCGCCUGCGCCUCGUGUAUCCAUUCAGGAAGCACGCUAGUUCUAUCACGCAAGUUCUCUCAUAACACGUUCUGGCCCGAGGUCCGCUCGUCGAAAGCCACGAUCAUCCAAUAUGUGGGCGAAUUAUGCAGGUAUCUGCUUAACGCGCCGCCCAGCCCUCUCGACACCGAAAACAACGUACGUAUAGCAUACGGCAACGGUCUGCGGCCGGAUAUAUGGGAGGCGUUCCGGGAGCGCUUCGGUAUUGAAGUCAUCUACGAGUUUUACGCCUCGACGGACGGGGUUGGGUUGCUUAGUAACUCGAGCCGGAAUGAAUACUCGCGGGGCGCGAUAGCUAUAAGAGGUCCGCUAUGGCAUUUGCUCAACGGCGGCGGCGAAGCACGUGUGCGCAUCGAUCCGGACACGCAGGAUAUCGUGCGAGAUGCAAAAGGCUUUGCGAUUCGGUGCAAAACCGAUGAGCCGGGAGAGACCAUCCAUCGUAUCGAUCCGGCGAAGACUGCAACACCAGUGUAUCACGGCAACCCACAAGCCGGCCAGAAGCGGUUGGUCACAGACGUGUUUAGCAAAGGGGACCUAUGGUUCCGAACGGGUGACGCGAUGCGUUUAGACGCGGAGGGCCGGCUGUUUUUCGUGGAUCGCCUUGGCGACACGUUCCGCUGGCGUUCAGAGAACGUGUCGACAACCGAAGUCGGCGACGUCGUAGGCGCAUUCCCACAAAUUGCCGAGGCGAGUGUGUACGGCGUCCUAGUUCCCAACGCAGACGGGCGAGCUGGGUGCGCGGCUAUCGUUGCAACAGAGGGAACUUCUAUCAAGGCUGAGGAUAUAGCUAGUGGGAAGGGCUUGGAUCUAAAGGGGCUGGCAAAGCAUUGCUUUGAAAAUCUCCCGCGAUACGCGGUGCCGAUAUUUCUAAGGGUCGUCAAGCAGCUUGAGUACACGGGCACGAUGAAGGUCCAGAAAGGACGCCUGAGGUCUGAGGGGAUCGAUCCGGAGGCCAUUGAGAAGGCGGCGGAGGAAAAUGGAGAAGAAGCCAAUGCGAUUUAUUAG